Molecule: messenger RNA, 3858 nt
Organism: Oppiella nova
Lineage: Eukaryota; Metazoa; Arthropoda; Arachnida; Sarcoptiformes; Oppiidae
Source: the annotation of a GenBank genome assembly
AUGUCCGUCAAUAAAGACAAACAUACCGUCGGUUUCUCUGAGAGCAAAGAAGAGAUGAGCGAAAGCGACGAUUUGAUCUCAAAUAAGAAACCAAUAUUUCGGAGUCUCGUCACUCGUCUUCAGAUCGCCUCCCGAUUGGCUCGAAGUCAGAGGAAUAGCUUGGAAGAGGAGAACGAUGUGGUGGCCGACCAGCAGGAGAUCAAACACUUCGGUCGUAAGACAGGUUCGGUCAUCACGAAGAAGGCGAACCGACCGCGAGGUCUCACAUUAAGACAGUUCAGUCGAUUGAGUUCCGGAAGUAAUCCCAAGGAUUAUCGCAAAGUUAACAAACCGUCAGAAAUAGAGCCGUCCACUCCAGACUCAUUGGACACACAAAUAAGUAUAGAGUCAACAGAAGUACCGGUGGUUUCAAUGGUGAUUGAAGGCGACUAUCAAACGGCUAAACUAGUGGUCGAUCUCAUCAAAGCUCACGUUCCAGUUGUGAUACUUCGGGGGACGGGAGGCAUAGCAGACAUCAUAGCAUAUGCUUAUCUCGAGAUUAUGCACCGAUGUCCCAACUCAUGGGACUUGGAGUUUGUGGACCAAUAUCUCAAACCAAUGCUCACUAAAAAGAUUAUCCAAUACUUCAGUGAUUUGAAAGACAAUACAUUAACGAGAAAUCUAUUGAGAGAUCGGAUCAUAGAAUGCGUUCGACUCCAUAGGACCGAAGACCGCAUAUAUCUAUCGGUUAUAAACCUCCACAACAGCUCCUCUUGUAAUCUCCAAAACCUAAGACAACACUUAUUGUCAGCUUUACUUAAAUCUCGGCAUUCAAAUGAUAUGAUUUCAAACGAGAAUUUCCUUAAGAAUUUAGAGUUAACACUGGACUGGAACUGUCCCGAUGUGGCCAAGAAUGUGAUAUUUGCCAAAAAUGCCAAAAGUAUCAUCAACUUAGACAAGAAUUUGUUUGAGUCGGCACUCAUUCACCCAAAUCGCGAAGAUUUUAUUGAACUAUUUCUCUCACUUGGCUUUCAAUUACACAAAUUUGUGUCGCCCUCCAGACUCAACCGACUCUUUCGACUUAUUCACGACAACGAUUUCUUCAGAACCCACUGUUGGGAAAGCAUUUUGGGCCGACCCUCGUGUCUCAAACAACCCAAAUAUUUCAUUGACAACGACCUAAACUGGUUGAUCGAGAUUAUCACCGGUUUUCAAAACUUUGUCAAUACAGAGCACCUCCAUCUCAACGUGAUGGGUCUAUACCAAAGUAACGCUUUGUCGGCGGAAAGAAAGGCACUGAAUAUACUGACAAUUUGGGCGGUUAUGCAUAACAGGGAUCAGUUGGCCAAAGUAUUCUGGAAGCACUCGGACCAACCCGUCCACUUGGCUCUCGUCAUAUCCAUGAUGUUUGACCGGCUGUCCUGGUAUGCCAUCGACAACAACAUGAAGUCAGAUCUGAAACAAAAAUCCAAAGUAUUCGCCGACUUUGCGAACGGAGUCCUCGAUAUCUGCUAUAACGAGGAUAUCUUUCGGGCCAAUAAUGUACUCAAUCAGUCCAUACAGGACUGGAAUUACAAGACUGCCGUUGAUAUCGCAGCCAACGCUCAGUUGAGACAAUUCUUGGCUCAUCCCUGUUGUCAGAAGUUCUUGACCAACACAUUCCUCGGCAAUAUUAGGCUCCGGGAGAUAAAUUGGGGUAUGUUUCCGAUCCCAGCCGCCAUUAAAAUACUUUUGUGUGCAUUCCUCGUGUUUCCGCUCUUCAUUUGGGUUCGCUUUAAGAGUAAUGAAAUUGAAAUACAAGAUAAUGUGACCACUGAUGACGAGUUCGAAGACGGUUACGAUGAUAUUUAUCGAGAAGAUAACACAGAAUCCUCUGUGAUUACCGAUGACACGACUGAUCAGGUGAAGGUCGGGUAUAUGAACCCAACAUUGGCUAAGUCAGUGGCCAACAGUUACGAUAAUAUCAUAAAUCAGAGUAAAAAUCGUUUCAAUAACUCAAUCCGCGGUCAUAUGUUUGUGGCCAGACCUCCGCCAUUGCAUCAGAUGCUGGCUAUGUUUUUCUCGGCGCCGAUCACCAAGUUUUAUGUCUCACAGUUCUUCUAUUUCCUAUAUCUGCCGCUAUUAUCACUAUCAGUCAUAUAUCCGGGAUGUGGUCUUUGGAAACUGGAUCUAUUAGUAUGCAUUUGGACGACAGUCUUAUGCAUGGAUUACAUUCGCCGCACUUAUAUUAUCAUCAAGAAGUAUACAGCGGUUCCAGUAUUUCUCAAAUACUUUGUGAACUACAUGCGAAUGGCUCUUCUGGUCAUCUUAAGCAAUAUGGUUGUCAUGCAAGCGGUUCUCUAUCCCGACACUGAACUGUCACUCGAGAUGUUCCACAAAGCCUUUCACAGAGCAUUCUUUGCCCUAUUUUUGACACCAGUCACUGAACUCGAGAGUAAUGAAUAUUGUGAGCAAAACAAAACAGUUUACACGGAUUACGAAGACCAGUGUGUAGUGACCGGCAAAUAUAGCAGUACAUCCUGUGCCAACACUGGUGUCUGGGCCUAUGCUUUUGUUAUUCAAUAUUUAGUUUUCUUAAAACUAAUUUUGUCGACACUAUUGGCCGCUAUAUUCACGGCCACGGCCUCCAAAUUAUCGACCGAAACGGACAAUAUCUGGAAAUUUCAGCGCUAUUUGUUGAAUAGUAAAGUCAUAAUAAGUAACACAAAUGAAUUGCACGACAAGAAUAAGUUGACGCCUGAAGAGUGUAUUUAUUGGCAACAAUUGGCCACCGAUUACAUCGAAGCCCUUAACGUAAAGGCCGCCAAAGAGUUGAUACCAAUGAAAGAGUGGGAAUACAUUCAACUGAUCAGCGAAGACAUGGAGUACGAGAAGAAGAUAUUGAGAGAAAUCAAAGGGAAAGUCAUGGGUUUGGAGAGAAUUAUAAUGAAAGGCAAACUCUCAAACGACAAGUAUAUGACUCAAGAAUCGCAUAAAACACGUCUUUCCCAUUACUCUCCAUAUCCGGGAACUCAGAUAAUCCGAGUCCCCUUCUCAGAGAAGUACAUUCCGUGGGAAGCAUUAUAUAUCGACUACGAGCCCAUCGCUUAUAGUAAACCUGUGGAUGAAUUUUCGCCUAAAAUGCAACCCUUUGUCGACGAAGACAUGAUUCUUCUAAAGGAAAUGAAAACAAGAAAAACUGGAGUUAAAGUGAAAUUUCCGGAAUACGAGUGGAAUUCACAGCAAAUGUUACCAAACGGACGGGCAGUGAAUCGCAUGUCGUGGCAAAUCAAUGGCGACGGAUCCUCUUUUUACUAUAAACUCGAAGACAAUUUCCUGCCUCGAAAUCCAUUCGGUCGGACGGGUCUCAGAGGGCGCGGAGGGUUUCCUCGUUGGGGACCAAAUCAUUACAUAAUACUUGUGAUUACGAGAUGGCAGAAGAGCUCAUCCUCUCAGAUGUCGGAUAACAGAUAUCUUGAAAUAGUCAUUGAAGAUGGUUUUAAUUCUGAUCCCAAUUGUUUGCCUGAACGUUUUGUGAGCGGAGACGACUUGUUUGGAGGAAUACAGGAAUUGUUUAAAAUGGAUGACCGGACUCAUUGGGUUUUGCCACAAGUGGUCAACUUUUUCCGAAGUAUGUGCUCGUCGUCCGCAGACAAUGGAUUUGAGUUUAAGCUAAUCCAAAACGGAUAUAUCGAUGACCACAUGAAUACAGACAACGCGUGGAAAGAGGCUAAGGUUUGGCACAUCCAUUACGAGUGUCGGGAAUACCUUAAGAAGCAUUUUAUGGACAAAAAGCUAAGCUGGAGAUUACUUUCAGAUAAUUUAUUUUCUAAAAUGCCUUUAAGCCAAAGUGAAAUCAUUAAGUCAGUGGUCGAGACAUUGGGAGCAGAGAUUGUGUAA